This is a messenger RNA of Petromyzon marinus (sea lamprey), 2547 nucleotides long. NCBI's taxonomy places the organism in Eukaryota, Metazoa, Chordata, Hyperoartia, Petromyzontiformes, Petromyzontidae. The record is from RefSeq and is a predicted model, not a curated record.
AUUGGGCAAACGUCCAAAAUCAGCAGGGAUCAAAUACAUUUUCCCUUACUGUACAAUACACAUGAUUUACUGAGAAUGUCGUUGUCCAUGUUGGGAAAUGGAGCGCAGUGGAUCGUAUCGUCUCCGCUAUGUUUCGGAAUCCGUGUGAUCACCCAGUCACAUCGCCUAAGUCCAUUCACAGCGCCUUACACAAACUACAUCUCCCCAACAAGGCAGCCUUCCCGCUGCUGUGUAUUGUGUUUAUGGGAUAACAGAGGUGUCUAUUAUCCCCUACGCCUUGAUACCAAAACGACUGAUUGUCCACUUAACACCCUAGCUCGUAAAUCACUAAUGGUGACAGUGUUGUUUGAGAGCAGCUAUUAAAGUCGCUGCGGCAAAUGAGGUGGUGGCUGGCCGAACCGUGCCUCGCUGUUUGUCUCCGGAGUGAUGACGGAUACAAACCAGACCAAGCGGAGGCCAUGUACCAGAUCGGGUUUUGGUUACUGAUGUUAGAGUGAUUGUGUUGCAAGUGUGGUCACUACGCGUCUGAACGUGCUCAAGCCCCGAAGCUCGGCGGUUGUGGGCAACGCCACGGGACUGCAUUCACUUUAAUUCGAGGACAAUGGAGGGCAUGGGGAACGUGUUUUUACAGCGCUAAUCCAAUUUAUUCAAAAUUAGCGCGCAAUUACACAAUGAGAUGCACUUACAUAUUCAUGCAUGAAACACAAUAGGCACAUUACGAUUCGGUAUGUUAAUAGACAUACGGAUUGUACCUUCCAAAGUUAACAAUCGAAUGGAAAUGUCCUGAAAGACAAAGGAUUGGAUCCUAGGAGGGGAGUCAUAAAACGGCUCAGAAGCAGAGCUCAAGGCCAUUUCGAGAGGGAACUUGAUGAGGCUGGACGCUCGACUCGUCGCUCUGCUGAUCGCCUUUCUAACGCGAGACAACGCAGCCUGGUGAACACAAUUGCUGUGUCGACAGUUAGGCGACUUUGCUUCGUAUGGUGAGUGAAUAUGCGAGUUCGUGGGGACAUCUUCAGACGGGUUACAGACAUCGAUUCACCGUGAAUCUCCAAAAGAAGCAGUCACAUGGAGCAGAUACGCUCUCCGAAGCCCCAAGCACACGGGAGCAAGGAGCCAUUCAAUUGCUCUGUGUGUGUGAAGGCAUUUUCACGGCAAUCAGAUCUUCAGAUUCACCAGAGAACACACACAGGCGAGAAGCCAUUCCCGUGUUCUGUUUGUGGGAAGGCAUUUGCAAGGUCAUCAACUCUUCAAGCUCAUCAGAAAACGCACACGGGUGAGAAGACAUUCCUGUGCCCAGUGUGUGGGAAGGCAUUUUCACUCUCGUCAACUCUUCAGAUUCACCAGAGAACACACACGGGUGAGAAGCCGUUCCUGUGUUGUGUGUGUGGGAAGGCAUUUGUACGGUCAUCAACUCUUCAAGCUCAUCAGAGAACACACACGGGUGAGAAGCCAUUCCUGUGUUCUAUGUGUGGGAAGGCAUUUGCACAGUCAUCAACUCUUCAGAGACACCAGAGAACACACACGGGUGAGAAGUCGUUCCUGUGUUCUGUGUGUGGGAAGGCAUUUGCACAUUCAUCAACUCUUCAAGAUCAUGAGAAAACACACACGCGUGAGAAGCCAUUCCUGUGUUCUGUGUGUGGGAAGGCAUUUUCACAGUCAUCAUCUCUUCAAGAUCAUAAGAGAACACACACGGGCGAGAAGCCAUUCCUGUGUUCUGUGUGUGGAAAGGCAUUUUCACAGUCUAACUAUCUUCAGAGACACCAGAGAACACACACAGGCGAGAAGCCGUUCCUGUGCUCUGUGUGUGGGAAGGCAUUUGCACAGUUAUCAACUCUUCAAACUCACCAAAGAACACACACAGGCGAGAAGCCCUUGCCGUGUUCUGUUUGUGGGAAGGCAUUUGCAAGGUCAUCAACUCUUCAAGCUCAUCAGAAAACACACACGCGUGAGAAGCCAUUCCUGUGCCCUGUGUGUGGGAAGGCAUUUUCACUCUCGUCAACUCUUCAGAUUCACCAGAGAACACACACGGGUGAGAAGCCAUUCCUGUGCUCUGUGUGUGGGAAGGCAUUUGCUCAGUCAUCAAUACGGAACAGGCAUCAGAAGGUCCACGAUGAUAGGAAGCUGAAAUCAAAAGGUGAAAUUCCAGGUGCUGCAAUGAGUCCUGAAGGAGAUUCCACCUUCGAUCCCAUGCAGUUGGAUCCCGAGGGAUGGCUGGAUGUAAUGGAGUGGCUCGAGAGUCAAAACGAGAGCUAGGGGUGACUGAGAAAUAAUGUUGCAUGUGGUUUAACCUAUUAAGCCGGAUUGAGUCAUUUUGCUUGUAAUGUUGCCCCUUACAGUUUUUGUGAGUUUCGUGACGUGGUGGUUUAAUGUUUUCGGAUUACUUGCUGAAGUGGUGUGAUAAGCACUGGUUGUGAGUGUUCCUGUUGAGCUAAAGUUUAAAUGAGUCUAAUUACAUCUUUACUCAACAUUUUAAAGCUUUUUUUAUUUUACAUAUUUUUUUUGGUUGGCAAUAAGCGACUGUAGCUAACCGAUGUCAGGCUGUAGUUU